Xiphophorus hellerii (green swordtail) is the source of this 2376-nucleotide messenger RNA. RefSeq names its product four and a half LIM domains 1a (gene fhl1a). The record is from RefSeq and is a predicted model, not a curated record. The coding region runs from base 108 to 1001 and encodes 297 amino acids. Lineage: Eukaryota; Metazoa; Chordata; Actinopteri; Cyprinodontiformes; Poeciliidae. Gene Ontology annotation, molecular function: transmembrane transporter binding. Gene Ontology annotation, biological process: muscle organ development. The transcript has 6 exons.
AUAUACAGGCCUCCAUAACACACUGAUGCUCAGGGUUGCUGGGUUUGAUGCUCUGUGGAUCAUAAAACUCAAAAUUUUCCUCUCUUCGUACCUGAUUGGAACCAAACAUGACUUUCUACAGGCAUUCAGGUCCCAGGAGUUACCUCACCUCCACCAUGACUGAUCGCUUCGACUGCUACUACUGUCGCGACAACCUGCACGGUAAGAAGUACGUGAAGAAGGACGAGAAGCACGUUUGCACCAAGUGCUUCGACAAACUCUGCGCCAACACCUGUGCAGAGUGCCGACGCCCAAUCGGAGCCGACUCAAAGGAGCUCCACCAUAAGAACCGCUACUGGCAUGAGGAUUGUUUCCGAUGCGCUAAAUGCUACAAGCCGCUGGCUAACGAGCCGUUUAGCGCCCGAGACGAUGGCAAGAUCAUGUGUGGGAAAUGCGGCUCCAGGGAGGACGGCAACCGCUGCCAGGGCUGCUACAAGGUGGUGAUGCCAGGGUCGCAGAACGUGGAGUAUAAGAACAAGGUGUGGCAUGACGAAUGCUUCACCUGCUUCGAGUGCAAGCAGCCAAUCCGCACGCAGAGCUUCCUGGCCAGAGGUGAUGACAUCUACUGCGCUCCGUGCCACGAGAAGAAGUUCUCCAAGAAAUGCUUCAAGUGCAAGCAGCCCAUCACCUCUGGAGGGAUCAGCUACCAGGACCAGCCCUGGCACUCGGAGUGCUUUGUGUGCGAGACGUGCCGUAAACCUCUGGCAGGAACGCGCUUCACCUCCCAUGAGGAUCACGUUUACUGUGUGGACUGCUACAAGACCGACGUGGCCAAGAAGUGCAACGGCUGCAAGAACCCAAUCACAGGGUUCGGCCAUGGCACCAACGUGGUGAACUACGAGGGACUCUCCUGGCACGAGUAUUGCUUCACCUGCAAGAAAUGCUCCCUGUCCCUCGCCAACAAGCGCUUCGUUAUCAACGCAGAGCAAAUUUACUGCCCCGACUGCGCCAAGAAGCUGUAAACAGAAGACUUUUGAUUCAUGAGGAAACCGAUUUGUAUGGAAGACAAUUAGGGCCACUGAAAAAAAUUUCUUUUUUCUCAUAAUUCUGGGUCAAACUCUAAAUAUUCAAACAUUCUUAAGUGUAUGUCAACUAUGUUAGCAUAUAAAAAUAUUAUCAGAUUUAUAAAUCUGCACUUUAUCCACACUGAAAGACUGUCUCAAAUUUAUUUGAUAGAUUUUAAUUUUAAGACUAGAAUUGCAAAGACAAUUUGAAAAUCUCAAACUAAUUUUAAACUUUUAGAGUGCAAGAAAUUUCCCAGUUUUUUUUCUAAAACAUUUCUGAGAUUCUGAAAGUCAGAAUUUCUGAGGGAAUUUUCUUUAAAAGUCAGAAUAAUUUUUUUUUGUGGCUCUAAUCUUCUUCUGCAGCUUUGAGUUUAGUUUGUGACUCAAACUGAAUUAUUUCAGAAUUAGGAUGCAUGCAGUUUUUUUUUUUUUGGUUCUUUGGUGAAUCAAGUUGAGAAUCAAGGUUUUUGCAAUCUGCUUUUGCACUAAAGUUUCCAAUCUUCAGCAAUGCAACAUGUCUCUGUUUCUGGAGUUCGUCUCCAAUAUGGCAGCAGAAUUUACAAAGUGGGAUUAUAAUCUGAUGUUUUUAGGGAUUCUCUGUUGCCUUGUGUUUCUAACGUAACUUUAGUGCCUUAGUGCUUUAAUCCAUUUUCUGGAUUAAAUGCUUUUAUUCUGCCAGUUGCUGCUCAAGCAUAACAGCUUUGAUUAAUAAUUGUGUUACAUGUUAGACAUAUAAAAUAUGCCAUGGCUUUGUAAUCCAUGCUGAAUAAUCUGACGAGGUAUUAGGGCUAUUGUGGAUUAAAAAAAGGUGCAUUUCUACCAAAACUUAGAAAUUUUCAGAUUAAUCUCAAAAUUGAGAUUUCUAAAACGUAUGAAUUUUCUAGAAAAAAAAAACUUUGAAAUUUCUGAGUUUCAAAAGUAAAAAAAAGACUUUAGAAACUGAAAAUUUCCAAAAGUCAAAAAAUGUUUGCCUUUUGAAACUUGGACAUUUCCAAGUGUUUUCCUAGAAAAUGUCAGUCUCAAAAUUUGACUCUUUUCUAGCAAUUUUUCAAGCAAAGAAAUUUCCAAGUUUUUUUCUAGAAAAUUUCUGAUUAAUCUAAAAAUUGCUGAGUUUUUUUCUAGCAAAUUUUUGACUUUUGGAGCUCAAGAAAUUUCUGGGUUUUUUUCUAGAAAAUUUCUGAGAUUAAUAAAAAAAUUUUUUGAAGGUUUUUGGCAAAAAUGUACUCUUUUUUUCCCCAUUUAUAAAAGCCCUAACACGCCAUUGUAGCAUAAUAAACCUGUUGCGUAGUUAAAACUUGAAGCUUAAAGGAAACAAAUAAAAUGAUGUAUAGAG